Molecule: messenger RNA, 1551 nt
Organism: Cucumis sativus (cucumber)
Lineage: Eukaryota; Viridiplantae; Streptophyta; Magnoliopsida; Cucurbitales; Cucurbitaceae
Product: 3-oxo-Delta(4,5)-steroid 5-beta-reductase
Exons: 2
Coding region: 168-1352 (394 amino acids)
Source: RefSeq, a predicted model, not a curated record
AAAUGAAAAACCGGGUGGCACGUACUCCUACUCCUAGGCCUCUUCAACUUCAAUGACUAUUUACGCUUAUAACCCUUACACACACCCACCCAUUCAUCCCAAAUUCACUCUCUUCUCCGUUUCCCCCCUAAUAAUUCCCAUACCUAUCUCCCAUUUCUCUUCGGAAAAUGAGCUGGUGGUGGGCCGGAGCAAUCGGUGCUGCUAAGAAGAAAUUUGAAGAAGAUGAACCUCCCAGGAGCUUUGAGAGCGUUGCUCUAGUGAUUGGCGUUACUGGUAUCGUCGGCAACAGUCUUGCCGAGAUUCUCCCUCUUUCCGAUACCCCCGGUGGUCCAUGGAAGGUUUACGGCGUCGCUCGCAGGCCGAGGCCAGCCUGGAAUGCUGACCAUCCCAUCGAAUACAUUCAAUGCGAUGUCUCCGAUCCCCAAGACGCCGAAACCAAACUCUCCCAGCUCGCUGAUGUCACCCAUCUCUUCUAUGUCACAUGGACCAAUCGAACCACUGAGAUCGAAAACUGUGAGGCCAACGUUAAGAUGCUUCGCAACGUCCUGCGAUCAGUGAUCCCCAACGCACCCAAUCUCCGCCAUAUCUGCCUUCAAACCGGUACGAAGCACUACGUUGGGUCGUUCGAGAGCAUUAUCAAUAAAUCGUCGCAGCGGCAUGAUCCUCCUUUCACAGAGGAUUUGCCUCGAUUGGAAUGCCCAAAUUUCUAUUACAAACAAGAAGAUUUGUUAUGGGAAGAGAUUGAACAAUCUCAGAAAAAGGAUCUGACGUGGGCGGUGAUUCGACCCAAUUUAAUUUUCGGGUUUUCCCCUUUCAGCUUGAUGAACGUUGUCGGAACUCUAUGUGUCUACGCUGCCAUAUGCAAACACGAGGGACGUCCGUUGAAAUUCCCCGGCAAUAAAUUGGCUUGGGAGGAUUUCCAGGUGGCGUCCGACGCAGAUCUGAUAGCGGAGCAGCACAUAUGGACGGCGGUGGAUCCGUAUUCAAAAAACGAGGCGUUUAACUGCAACAAUGGCGAUGUUUUCAAGUGGAAACACUUCUGGAAGGUGUUGGCAGAGCAGUUUAACAUUGAGGAAUAUGGGUUCGAUGAAGAAGGGGAGAGUUUGACACUGGUGGAUUUGAUGAAGGACAAAAGUGACGUAUGGGAUGAGAUUGUGAAGGAGAACCAAUUGCAGCAAACCAAAUUGGAGGAGAUUGGUACUUGGUGGUUUGUAGAUUCAAUUUUCAGCAUGUCAGGUAACAUAGAUAGUAUGAACAAGAGCAAAGAACAUGGGUUUUUGGGCUUCAGGAACUCUAAGAACUCUUUCAUUUCUUGGAUUGACAAGAUUAAGGCUUUCAAAAUUGUGCCUUGAUUGGCCUUGUAAUUCUUGUAGAACUGUUUCAUUUGGUUUUAUCUGUUUUUAUUCCUGGUUUUGCAAUAAGCUUGAUCACAAGAAAGUGUUGCUUUGUUUACUUUCUUGCUAUUUCAUAAAGUGAUUGUAAAGUGAUUGACUUAUUUGUGGUUGAAGUCUAUAAAGAUAAUGGAAAAUUAUUUGUGAGUGUUAUCAAUAG